Molecule: messenger RNA, 393 nt
Organism: Schistosoma turkestanicum
Lineage: Eukaryota; Metazoa; Platyhelminthes; Trematoda; Strigeidida; Schistosomatidae
Source: the annotation of a GenBank genome assembly
AUGUUGGCAGCAUUUAUGUUUGAUGCAACGACAAAAGAUUGGGAAGUGAAAAACAUCAAAGACAAUGAAUCAUCUUCCGUACAAACAGGCGACAAGAAUAAUGAUUUUGCUGCAUCGCCAUCGAGUUCCAAUUCGUUUAGUUCAUCUUUGAAGGAGAAUUCGUCAUGCCCGUUAAAUCCUUCGGCACUUCCAGUUUAUGAAGGAGAAUAUAACGCUGUUACUCAAACGUCUGAUUGUGAUAUCUCCCCUGGAACUCUUGCGAAUAAUGAUACUGGUGAAAUUGAAAUCGGAUAUGCAUCUGGAACUAACGAACCAAGCAUCGAUACUGAACUGUGUAAGGAGGGUAAGGCGGAUGAUGAUUGGAUUGUAGAAAUCAAGGCUUUGGCUUGUUAA